AUGAAAAAGUUGACUCUGAAGUGGUGAAGGCUUUGGACAGUGACAUCGAAAUGACCGAACCACCCAAGAGUCCUGAAACGCACGAGGAGCAGAAUGAAUCUGAAGUGAUUCUGAAUUCUGAAUUAAAUAUGAACGAAGAUUUGUCUCGCACUAAAGACGUGGGUCUGGAGGAGGACGGGGGCCAUUUCAACAGAAAUAAAGAUGCCCAGAUAGGGUUUGAAGACACUGAGGAGAUUCAGAAGGGGCCUCAUGCUAUUUUGGAGAACCCAGUGGACAUUGGCUUUCACUUUGAAGUGGAUCCAUCUUCAGGCUCACUGGAGUCUCCAAGGGUCUCUGAUUUCCACGACACUGAAGCAAGCAGUGAUUCCUCCAGCUCCUCAACUUCAGAUGAGCUUUGGGGGUUUGUGCUUCUCGUCAAAGAAUAUCUUGGAGUCCGCUCACCAGGCGUAACCAAUCAGAGGCCGCCGCUAGCGUCACAUGACCAGAGUGGACGCACUGCUCUGCGCGAGAGAGACUUAGCUCAGCGAUACAGCUUAAAUAUAUAUUCGCAAAGCGUGUCAGAGCGGCUUUAUAUCAGAAAACACCGGCUUCCCGAUAUGAGCCAACGGUCCGCCAUUUAUACCGUGUUUAUCGGCUUCAACCGCCGUCUCUGA
Sinocyclocheilus grahami is the source of this 653-nucleotide messenger RNA. RefSeq lists its product as uncharacterized. Lineage: Eukaryota; Metazoa; Chordata; Actinopteri; Cypriniformes; Cyprinidae. The transcript has 4 exons. The annotation marks the transcript as partial. The record is from RefSeq and is a predicted model, not a curated record.